Molecule: messenger RNA, 1830 nt
Organism: Diaporthe amygdali
Lineage: Eukaryota; Fungi; Ascomycota; Sordariomycetes; Diaporthales; Diaporthaceae
Product: choline dehydrogenase
Exons: 1
Coding region: 1-1830 (609 amino acids)
Biological process (GO): secondary metabolite biosynthetic process
Molecular function (GO): flavin adenine dinucleotide binding; oxidoreductase activity, acting on CH-OH group of donors
Source: RefSeq, a predicted model, not a curated record
AUGCUGUCGCAAGCCAUCCUCCUGUCCCUGGCAGGUCUUGCCGCCGCCCAGGACCGCCUGUUUUCCUCUGCUUUCGGCUAUCCUGGCCGCAAUGCAAGCUACGACUACAUUGUCAUCGGUGGAGGCACCGCGGGACUCACGGUCGCGUCGCGCCUUGCAGCAACCUCGGCAUCGGUAGCUGUCGUUGAGGCGGGCGGGUUCUACGAGGUCGAGAACGGCAACAACAGCGUCGUGCCCCUCCUCUCCCUCACGGGCAUUGCCUUCAUCGACCCUUCGCCAGACUUCACGCCACAGCCCCUGAUGGACUGGUCUCUCGUCUCCGAGCCGAUCCCCGGGGCCGGCGGUCGCAAAGUCCACUACGCCCAGGCCAAGACGCUCGGCGGGUCUUCUGCCAUCAACACGCUGUCAUACAUUCGUCCCACCAAGGGCUCUUACGAUCUCUGGGCCGACACUGUUGAUGACGACUCGUUUCGGUGGGAGAGCAUGCUGCAGUAUUUCAAACGCUCGGUCGACCUCACGGCCCCAGACGAAGGGAAGCGCAACAACACCAACGCCACCGUGUUGUUCGACCUCAACGACUAUGAUGAGGAGGGCGGCCCGCUGCAGGUAUCAUGGAACAACUGGGUCGAUCCAACUCUCACUUGGCUCGCUGAGGUCCUCCUGGGUCUCGGGUUGACCAUCAGCCCCAAGGGCUUCAGCAGUGGCGAGCUCGCGGGCCACGGUGCCUGGGUGCCAUCGACAAUCGAGCCAGAAAAGGCGCAGCGAUCAACCAGCGAGAGCAGCUUCCUCCAGCAAGCGAUCAAGGACACCGGCAUUACUGUAUAUACUCAUUCACUAGCGACCAGGAUACUAUUCAACGGCACGCAGGCAGUUGGCGUGAGCAUCAACACGCAGGGCGUUGAGUAUACCCUGUCGGCCACCAACGAGGUCAUCCUUACCGCCGGCACAUUCCAUUCUCCACAGCUGCUCCAGGUGUCUGGAAUCGGUGCUCGCGAUCAGCUGGAAGCCCUUUCCAUCCCAGUUGUCGCCGAUAUCCCAGGCGUGGGACAGAACCUCCAGGACCCGAUCCUUAUUUCCGUCUCAUACCCCGUGAAUACGCCCUCGGCCCAGUCGCUAACAAACGACCCGGCUCUCAAUCCCGGCUUCAUCGACGAGUACGUCAAGUCCGGCUCCGGCCCCUACAGCUCAGCGGCCGGCUUUCUGGCUCACGAAAGGCUCCCUAACUCGACUCUUGCCACCCUCAGCGAGGACACCCGCCAGAAGCUCGCCUCCAUGCCGUCCGACUGGCCCCAGCUCUCUUUCGUCGCGGGUUCGUGGUCGAGCGGCCCGGGCCAGACGCUUGGGAGUCUCGCUGCCUACUCAUCCCACGUCUUCUCGCGCGGGAACGUCACCAUCUCCUCGACCUCUGUCAACGACCCGCCCUUGAUCAACCUGAACUGGCUCUCAGACCCCGCGGACAUGGAAGUCGCCGUUACUGCCGUCAAGCGCCUGCGCGCUGCAUGGGCCUCGCCCUUCGCCAACACGGCCGGCUUCAAGAUCAGCCCCGAGGCGGCCCCCGGCGACGCCGUCCAGACUGACGAGGAGAUAGCUGAGUACGUCAGGGACAACGCCGGGCAGAUUUGGCACCCAGUGUCGACGGUGGCCAUGGGCAGGGAAGAGGACGUCGGGGCGGGCAAGGCUGUUGUCGACAGCCACGGGCGCGUGUUUGGCGUCCAGGGGCUGAGGGUUGCCGAUGCGAGCGCCUUUCCCUUUGCGUUGCCUGGACAUCCUCAGUCUGCUGUUUAUGCACUGGCAGAAAAGAUUGCAGACGAUAUCAUUACCGGGCGUUGA